Prorocentrum cordatum is the source of this 3158-nucleotide messenger RNA. Lineage: Eukaryota; Dinophyceae; Prorocentrales; Prorocentraceae. The record is from the annotation of a GenBank genome assembly.
ACCAUGCUCACGCUCGGAAUGUACAACCCGCAGAGCCUGCCGCCCUGGCGCGAGGAGCUCGUGAGGCAGGCCAUGCGCAACUUCGACAUUGCAGUGCUGCCAGGGACUCAGCAGCGCCAGCGUGACCCUGACGUGCCCGUGACUGCGAUCCGCACUAGCAAACAUCUCGCGGUCAGUUGGGGCUGGAGCAGAGGAAUAUUCACAAACAAGAGCUGCGGGAUCACGAGGCUCCUGGGCCGAAAGGUACGCCGAGCUUGCAUCCGCCAGAUCUACAGCCCACCGCCCAAGCUCGGCAUCACUGGACGAGUCGGAGGCAUAAAGGUUGCGACGGCGACCUCCCCCAUCCUCCUCUUCGGGGUAUACCUCACGCCGUCGGGCUCUCACCAGGAGAGGGCCGAGGCCAGGCAGCGCAUCCUGGGCUGGGUCACGGACGUGAUGGCCCAGGUGGGCAGUCGAUAUCUGGUGGUUGUGGCUGGCGAUUUCAACGAACAGCUAGGGUUCGAGCACCAGGGCGAGGUCGCUGGCAGGCAUGGACAACAUAGACGCUCUAGGCUGGUACCCUGGCUGCGAGGAUGGGCCGAGACGAACUACAUGACAGCAGCGAGCACACAUUUUCGAUUGCCAGCGAGUUACCACGGAGAGCAUCGCAACAGCUGGAUCGACCGCGUCUUCGUUCCCACUACGGCGAUGAGGUUCGUGCCGAUGAUCAGGAUGCGACCUGGCCUGGUGAGGACGGUGGCGCCGUUCCCUACUGCCGAGCUGCGGGAUCACUGUCCCAUGGAGAUCCACCUGCAGUACCAGUUGGGCUACGCGCAGAGGCAAGGGGGCGCACAGAGGCUGGAUAGGGACAUGAUGAAGCGCUGUCUGUCUCGCGGAGUACUGCGACGAGAGUUCUGUCACGCAGUGGAGGCGAACUUGCAGGCCGACGCUGCGGGAUGGGACGAGGCAGACAACGACCCCACGCCAGAGACAAAGCACCAUAUAUUCACGGCGGCGCUGCGGGAGGCGGCGGGGGCGGUCUUCCCCGCGAGCCAGCGGCGUGGCGACCAGUACCGCGAGCUGUCGGAGCAGCGCGUGGCGGAGCUCGAGCGCAGGGCCAAGGUCGCACAGGACCCCGAAGAGCUGCACAGGCGCCGCGUCCAGCAGUCGGACCAGCAGAGCUUCACUUACCGCGUCGACAGGUGCCGCACUCCCGUCCCAGAGAUAGCGGAUACCCGUGGCCCCUCGCAGCGCCCUGCUUGGACCCGCGCGGAGCUGGAGUCUCUGUGCGGCACUCCACCUGGCGACUCGGGGUCGCGGGAAUCGCUGGAGGGUCGGGGGGAGGGCAUCCGCGAGCGUGCGUGCAUGGCGGCGAACUGCGCGCAGGGCGCCGCCGAGUGGAAGGAGGGCAUGGCCAAGUCGGGGGUCGCGGGAGGCAUGAGAGCGAGAGAGACCAGCUGGGGCGCUCACAUGGACAAGGCAAAUGAGAGGGGAGAGACAUUACGAGCAUUGGGAAUGUGGAGGGACCCAGUACACGACAACAGCCUUCAUGACGAGGUUCGCCACGACCUGGAGUCCAUUCAGAAGUACUGCCGAAGAGCGCCAAGAAGAAAGACUUUUCCAGAGUGGGGCGCGUGCGCCGAGAUGAUGGCGAUCUGCUCUGCGCAGAUGGAGAGGAUUGACAGUAUGGGCAUGGGCCUAGGGUUCGUGGACUCCGAGCCGAUCACGGUAGACAACUUCGACUACUGCUUGUGGGACCGACUGAUGGGCACGAGAGCAGCGCUGCUCUCUCUCCAGUCGGCUUGCUGGAGGCUGCGCGGCGCCAACAUUUCGGUGGUGCAACAGAACUGGGAUGCGGCAGGCGCUUUCCACGCGAUCAAGUGGGAGCACUGGAACGUUCGCGCGGGCUCCAGGCUGCAGGCUAACGACAAGCCGUACUUUGCCCAGCUGCUCAGCGACUUGUGCGUCACGGUGACGACGCCGGACGGCGCGGUGGAGUUCACGCCAGAGGAGGGAAGAGCUAUGGGGGGCAGCCUGAUCCCGUGGGGGUUCGUCGCGGCGUACUCCGCAGCCGUGGGCGACGCGUUCGAGAACCUGAAGGAGGAGGAAGAGAGCUACAGGUGGCUGGAGACGACGGUCCCAGGCGGGGGAGACACGGUGUACGACAUAGGCGCGGCGGCGUUCGUGGACGACGCCACCAGGAUCACUCCCAUCCCCAACUCCGCCACGGGCAACGACAUCGUCCUGCGCCUCAACCGCGCUACGGCCACCAUCAAUAAGGAGAUCAGCGCCCAGGGAGGAGGACUCGACGAGGACGAGACGGUGAGCACGCUGGGGCUAAGAGGGCUAGGAGCAACGACAGCGACGAGGAAGGUGGGAAACUCAAAGGCGCUGAAGGGGACCGCGGCCAGGAGUGCAAGGCUACUUGGACCCGUCGUGGCGGCCGACCUGGCGGUGCACGACGAGGUAAAGGCCAGGAUGCGUGCUGCUACGAGAGGCUGGUACAACAUGGGCUCCACUUGGUACCGCGAGGCCCCGCUGCGAUGCGCCAGACUACAGUUCAUUAGCUACGUGUACGAGGCGGCGCUGUCCGCGCUUCACGUGCUGCUGCUCACUCCCAGCCAGAUUGGACGACUGACCAAGGUGCUGACGAAGCUGCUGCGAUCGCUGCUGGGAGGUGUGGCAGUACUGGAAUACUGGAAGUUGGCGAAGCCCGAGCUGGAACUACGGGUGCACCGGCUGCGACUAUUCCGGCGGAUGGCGAGGUUCCCAGAGGCGCACCACCAGGCGAUCGCGGCGGUGUUCGGCCAGUGCAGGUUUGAGGAGGAGAUGGGCAUUACCAGGGUUGGAGCAGACGGAUGGUCGGUGCCUGCGCCCACUCCGCGGCGUCUACAGCUGGAGGCGGGCCUGACCGAGAUGGGGCGCGUCAGCGGCGACUGCCGCGACAUGUGGGAUAAUUUGCAGGAGGCCCCUGGCGGCAUGCUGGACCUGUUUUUCGAGGGCGAGGUCCGCGAUCAGUUCGUGGAGCUGGACCUGAGGGUCCUGCGCACGGCGGCCUUUGCCGCGCAGGUUCCUCCGACCGACUACUGGGGCGGGGAGGGCGCGACCCUGGGUGCGGCAGCCCAGGAAGUACUGGAGCAGCCACCCGAGGCGUACUGUUGCAACGAAGCAAUCGACGG